AUGGCGGCCACCUCUGAAUAUUUGUUGGCCGCCUUAUCGAAACUUGAUUCAGCGAAUGAUGAUUCGGUUCGAAUCACUAAUACUUCACCAUCACCGGAGCGAACUUGCUCAAGUCCGCAUUCAGUGAGAAGUAUUCAUUCGUCGUCACCAUCUACCGAAGAGUCACUCGCCAAUGUACCAAUUUCGUUGGUUGUUUCAACGAAUAUCCCCGAAAAUUGUCAUUUUCAUGAUACAAACGAUUUAUCUCUAUCGAACGGCCAAACUGUGAAACGACGUCGUAAGCCAGAUGCAAAAAACAUCGUGAGGGUUGUGGAACAACUAACCGAUGAAGUAACGGUCGAUGAGAAGGGUGUGGAUGAUAGUGAGGAACAGGAACGAGGAUCACAUUCAUCGCCAUCCACGUCACUGACAAAUGCAAACUCGCAUCGUUUAGCGUUCAGUGCUGAAGCAUUAGCCUCAUCAACCACAAGCACCAGUUCAACACCAUUUGCCGCCUUAUCCUCUUUUGAACGAUGUCGUACAGCUACAGCUAGUAGUCAACCAGCACCUCAUUCUCCAAUCUCUACCGAAUCACCCCCAAAUACUCCACAUUCCAAAUCUCCUGCACCGUCGCAGACAUCAUCAACCAACUCAAACGAUUUUAUAACACCAACCAAAUUAUCAAUCACUGUACCUGCUGUAGCGACGUAUAGAAGUAAUCGUACAGAAGGAGGAAAAUUGGCUUGUCCGACACCAGGUUGUGAUGGAUCUGGUCAUCAAACGGGUCUUUACACACACCACAGAAGUCUCUCUGGAUGUCCACGGCGACCCGACAAGUCAACUAUACAAAUGCUAGCAUUGCAACAAGAUACGGUACUUCGUUGUACCACACCUGGUUGUACAGGUAAGGGUCAUGUGAAUAGUAAUCGUACUUCACAUCGAAGUUUAUCUGGCUGUCCGAUCGCAUAUCAACAAAAAUUAGCCCGCAAAGGGAUUCGUCACGCUGUACAACUUGCAUCUGUAACCGCAUCGGCUUCAUCGAGCCCAGAUGUUAGUGGUGCUCCUGGUCAUGCUCAUCUGCUCAAUAAUAAUACUAGUACUGCUGUCGAAGAAAGACCGCUUGAUCUCACACUCAAGAAUGCUGAACAACCUCUACAAAACAAGAAUAUUGACGUUCCGGAAGGUCCGCCUCCAGUGAAAAGGCCGCGGAAUAAAGUUGAAACAUUAUUGAAAACGCCCGCAAAUGCACCAAAUGCCACAACGGGUCUGAUUUUUUUUUUCAUCAUCCACACAAAACGUCUUUCAUUCACUUAUUUUUCUCUUCUGUUGAAAUUUGAGAACAUGCUGGUGAAGCCUCUUCUUGGUGCUCUUGGAGUGGUAUCGAAAGACGUGAAUUGGAUGCUUGAUGAAUCGAAGUUUUUUGCUGGUGGUGGAUUUCAUUUAGCACAACUACUGCUGGCUCAACUUCAAGCACAGCGAGAUGCUUCAUUGUUAUCGUAA
Molecule: messenger RNA, 1479 nt
Organism: Anisakis simplex (herring worm)
Lineage: Eukaryota; Metazoa; Nematoda; Chromadorea; Rhabditida; Anisakidae
Source: the annotation of a GenBank genome assembly